This is a messenger RNA of Agrilus planipennis (emerald ash borer), 905 nucleotides long. Its product is annotated as UDP-glucuronosyltransferase 2B30. NCBI's taxonomy places the organism in Eukaryota, Metazoa, Arthropoda, Insecta, Coleoptera, Buprestidae. Gene Ontology annotation, molecular function: UDP-glycosyltransferase activity. Bases 222 to 818 code for a protein of 198 amino acids. The transcript has 2 exons. The record is from RefSeq and is a predicted model, not a curated record.
AUUGUCAAGUCACCAGUUGAAGUGACUUGACCUUCAUCUAAUCUGCUUCAUUAUCGUCAUGCUAUCGUUCUAACGCCAAAAAACGUUCACCAGAAAGUAAUCUGCGUCUAACAUAAGAAAACAGCGAAUAAAAAUACGAUUGCGUAAGUAAGUGAGAUAAUAUGUUUAAAUAUCAGUUAAAAACAGCUUGAAGACUUGGAAUAAAUUAGUAGCGGGGCAAUAUGGUGCGCGCGUGUGUUUUAAUUUUGUGUACGUUACCGUUAUUUACGAAUGGCCUGAAAAUUCUCGGAUUAUUUUCACAUUCAGGGAAAAGUCAUCAUCAAGUGUUCGAACCGUUACUGGUAGCUCUAAGUGAAAAAGGACAUGAUGUUACAGUUAUUAGUUUUUUUCCACAAGAGAAACCACGUCCUAGAUUUAAAGAUAUAAGUUUGACCAACUUAUCAAUGCCUGGGUCAGAAGUAAUGAAUGUUGAUACGAAGGGUUCCAGAAUAGUGAAAUAUAAGGCAAUCCUACUAAUAAAGAUGUUCGCUGAUUCAAUUUGCGGGCCAUUAUUAUCGUCACCACAAGUGCAAAACUUUUUAAAAGGAGAUUUAAGUUACGAUGUUAUACUAAUCGAGUUUUUCAAUUCAAACUGCAUGAUGGCUAUUGUAGAAAAGGUUAAAGCGCCUACAAUUGGAUUGAGCUCGUGUGUUGUGAUGCCUCACUGGAACGAUCACUUUGGAAAUCCAGACAAUCCGUCAUACAUUCCUCUAAUAUAUAUGGAUUAUUCUGACCAACUCAGCUUUUUGGAGAGGGUGGAAAAUACUGUCAUAAGUUAGCAGAAAUGUAAGCUUAAUGCUAAUAAAUAGUCACUGGAGCAUUUCUAGACCCAGACCUUACGUACCCAAUAUGAUUGAAGUUGGUGG